GGAUCUAACAUAUGAUUUUCUCACUCUGUUAAGAGCUGUCUCUUCAAUAUGAGGUUCCUACUAGUAAGUGCUGCAGUUUUGCUUUUACUUGCCACUCCGGCCAUAACAAUACCAAGUGAUCUUGGGGAAGACAAACCGAUGCACCCCGUUCACCAAAGGACAUUUAAGAGGGAGAUUAAGUCGCAGGGAAGGGGCAAUCCAUACCCUUAUGGGCUUCACAAUCCUUGGACUCCGGCCAUGCUCGCGGCCUUAGAAGAACAAAAUGGGACUCUGGCGGACAAGUUAAAGGCGGCGGAGGCCGAAAUAUCGAAGCUUCGGGAGUCGCAACGCGUAAAAGAUUCACCACCACUCUGCUCAGAACGUAUUCCACACAAGUAGCCACACUUGAAAAGCCAAUAAAAUUCGCAUAGUUAUGGAUA
Molecule: messenger RNA, 419 nt
Organism: Drosophila serrata
Lineage: Eukaryota; Metazoa; Arthropoda; Insecta; Diptera; Drosophilidae
Source: RefSeq, a predicted model, not a curated record